AUGGUCUCCACUCGCUUAUUAGUCUCAUCUUUGUUGUCAGCCACUUUGGCCAGUGCGCAAUUUUUCAAUAACUCAAGUGCUGGGUCAUCAAGUUUCCCUUCAAUUGGUUUACCAUCACCUUCAUCUGAUUUAUCCUCAGCUUCAUCUGAUUUAUCAUCAGCUUCAUCCGAUUUAUCAUCAGCUCUAUCAUCAGCCUCAUCUGAUUUAUCAUCAAUUUCAUCAUCAGCUUCAUCAGAUGUUUCAUCAGCUUCGUCAGAUCUCUCAUCAGCUUCAUCAGCUUUACCAUCUUCUUAUGGUAACUCUUCAUCUACUGAACCACCUUCAUCAUCUGAAGCUCCAUCAUCAUCAUUACCAUCAUCAUCUGAAUCCUCAUCUGCUACUCAAACUCCAUACUUAGAAGGUGAAUUUAUUGAUGGUUUAUUAACUUGGAAAUUGUUCGUUCCAGGAUCAUUAGGACCAUGGACCUCAGUUGAAAUUACUGCUUCAGGUUCAGGUUAUGAAAUUCAACAAGUUGAUGUUGAAGUUGACGGUGAACCUAAACAAGCAGAUGUCUCAACUCAAGGUGCGGAUAUUACUGCUACUACCGGUGAACAAGCUCCAGAAGAUGGUUGGUUAUCAUUUGUUUACGCUGCUGAAAGAUUAUCAAACGCUAAAGAAUUUACUUCAGAUCUUGUUUUAGCAAUCACCACUCCAGAUGGUAAGAGAUUGAUUAGAAGAGCUGUUACCACUUAUGAAUUUUCAUCCACAAUCACUAUUCCCGAUGAUGCCUCAUCAGUUACUCCAACAAGCUCAGCUGGUACUGCUAAUCCUUCAUCAACAGGAGGUAAUGGUGGUUCAGGUGGUGAAACUACUAUCUGGGGUACAACUGUUACUACAAUCACUACAAAUAACAUUGUUACUAUCAUUACUACCUAUUGUCCUGUCUCAACUAAAACUCAUUCCCCUGGUGAACCUCAACCAACUGGUACAGAAUCAACCGCACAACCUACCCCAACAGGAGAACAACCAGGUGAAUCAACAGGUCCAUCCAAGCCAUUUGAAACAGCAAUCACUACUAUUACUCCAGGUGAAGGUCCAACUACACAUUCAAUUCCAGAAGGUGGUGAAGCUCGUCCAACUACUGAUGAAAAUGGUUCAUCAAUCAUCAUCAUUAUUCAAACUUCAACAUUACCAGGUGAUGAAAAACCAAAACCAACUUACACUCAACAACCAGCUCCAUCAGGUAACCCAGCUCAACCAAGUGGUGGUCAAGGCUCAGGUGCUCCAGAAAACCCAGGCGCUUCAGUUCCAACUAGUGGUGCUCCAGGUGCUUCAGGUGCUCCAGGUGCUUCAGUUUCUCCAGUCCCAUUACCAUCUGGUACUGCAGUCCCAACUGGUGGUGCUCCAGGUGCUCCAGGUGCUUCAGAAUCAACAGCAGCUUCAGGUGGUGAAGCAUCCACACCAACUGCAGAACAACAAUCAAGUGCACCAUCAGGACCAGAAGGUUCAACAACUGCUGGUGUCUCAACAUAUGAAGGUUCUGGUAAUAAAUUAAUUUCAGGUUUAGGAUUUUUAUUACCAGCAUUUGUUUUCUUAUUUUAA
Molecule: messenger RNA, 1581 nt
Organism: Hansenula ciferrii
Lineage: Eukaryota; Fungi; Ascomycota; Saccharomycetes; Phaffomycetales; Wickerhamomycetaceae
Product: Polycystic kidney disease protein 1-like 3
Exons: 1
Coding region: 1-1581 (526 amino acids)
Source: RefSeq, a predicted model, not a curated record